Molecule: messenger RNA, 1644 nt
Organism: Ramularia collo-cygni
Lineage: Eukaryota; Fungi; Ascomycota; Dothideomycetes; Mycosphaerellales; Mycosphaerellaceae
Exons: 1
Coding region: 1-1644 (547 amino acids)
Source: RefSeq, a predicted model, not a curated record
AUGUCCGUUAGAUCGGAACACUCCGAGUCCGACGCUGAAGCUGGUGCUGACAAUGAUGACGGGCGUGAUGAGUACGACGCAGUAACAGUUACAGUGGAGGUGGAAGAGGACGUGGACAUCAACGACGAUGUCAGUGUCGAAGGAGAUCACAUCGAUCGCACGCUGAAUUCGCCAUCGUUCCAAAUGCGUGUAUUCAAUCCUGGGUCUACCGAAUACCCGAACAGCAAUGAGUAUAGUGCUGAAGCGAUUGAACACGCCGUGGAAGAUUGGUCUGAGAGGGUUCAGGAGCUCCCUUCAAUCACUGAAGAUGAAUCCGCAGCAGCAAGAGCAGYGGACCAUUUCCCGACGGACGUGAAGCGCCGAUGCUCUGACACUGUCAUGCAGUUAUCACAACCACCGAGUGGCUGUGACAUUCGUCGCGUCUCCACCAUGUCUGAUUACCAACGACUGAAAGGCAGACACAAAUCGCCCAAGCUCGUCGCGUUCAAAGCAAGCCCUGCUGGUCCAGCACUGGCUACGAUGUCUGUGCAACCGCCGGGAACUUGGCACGUCAGCUCAAUGGACGACCGUACAUCAGACACACUAUAUGACUCGGAUGUUCUGCCGCGGAGAACCUCGCAGGCGAUACAGUCAGAUUUUGGGAUCUCGCAGCUGUUGUGGGACGAACCCUCGUCGAGUUCUGAUAGCGACAUCACAGUCCUCACGGGUUCCGCUGUCGAUUACCUUGCUGCAAACGAAAUCGAAGAGCAAAAUCCCAGCUCAUCGCCCAUGGAAAGGUUGAAGACGAUACUGAAAGCUUGGUCGUGGGAGAAGGACUUGUCAGAUGGUUCGCCCGACAAUCAAUCUAGAUUUGCACCACUACCGGAUACAAAGGAGAGAGGCCAAAGGAGACAUUCGUCGGACUUUCUCGAAAAUCCGCCUGGUCCACCCAACACCGUUCGCCAUAGUGGUCAGUCAUCGAUCAUCAACUCAGAGCCGCAGACCCCCGUCGAUGAAGGAAACUUCGAGGACGGCGAAGACGACAACAUCAUUGAGCUGAGGACCAAAAGUCUGACCAGACCUAUUCCAAUUCCUGCUUCAAACAGUAGCACCACGUCUUCUGGCGACUACCUUGCUAUCCCACGCCGUACGAACAGUCUUCCUUCAGCCUCCAGCAGCAUUGACAGGGAAGAGUCCUGCUUUCAUCACCGAGACUCYGUGGACAUAUCCCAUGCACGUAUGGAAUGUGACGAAACAAAAGACAAGAGAAACCAGGAGCUCAUCAUCAAUUCGCGCGAUUCGUUCGUUAUCACCAAAUCGAGGUUCAAUGCCAAACAUCCCAAGGCCGGUAGGUCUAUGAUACCUACAAGAGGUGGAAUUGCAUGGAGUCAAUUUGGCGGUCUAAGUCCAAUCGCUGAUGCCAGCCCGCCGAGUGGUCCCCUACGYGAGACAGGAAAAGGGAAGCAAAAGGCGGUCAAGGUUGUAGAAACGCGAAAGCAUCACUCUGAUGAGCAUGAAGUGAGACCAGAGAGGCACAGCGGUGGUGGCGCUGCAAAGAAAGCAGUUGGAGCUGUGGAAGUACGGCAUACCGAAGAGCAUACAGACUGUCCUAUCUGCGAGUUGGAUCGGCCGCGAUGGUUCGAGGCAAAUUAUCGAGAGUGGUGA